UUAAAUUUUAUAUUUUGUCAUUUUUUUUUGAAACGAAAUUCAUUUAAGCUUUAACACACAAACAAACUGAAUACAUAGACGAAAUUAUCAUUAUCCAUAAAUCAUGUAUGUGACAAUGCAAAAUGUUAUGAAUUCGGCAUUAUCGUCGAUAACAUCAACGACAACAAUCGAUCCGAUUGAAUCAUUAUCAGCAAUGGAUCAACAUGCUACUCUUUGGAUAUUAAUAGUAUCAUUUAUAUUGGCAUUUUUUCUUGCAUUCGGUAUCGGUGCUAAUGAUGUUGCAAAUUCAUUUGGUACAUCAGUUGGUUCAAAAGUUUUAACACAAAAACAAGCUUGUAUAUUGGCCACAAUAUUUGAAAUAAGCGGUGCUUUAUUAUUGGGCUAUAAAGUAUCAUCAACCAUACGUGUCGGUAUGAUCUACGUUGACAUGUAUGAUGAUACAAAAAUAUUAAUGGCCGGUUAUUUAGCUGCUUUAUUUGGUUCAGCUUUAUGGAAUUUGGUUGCAACAUUGUUUGGUUUACCUGUUUCCGGUACACAUAGUAUUGUUGGUUCAAUGAUUGGUUUUUCAAUUGUUGGCCAAGGUUUUGCAUCGGUUCGUUGGCAAGAAUUAAUUCGUAUAGUUGCAUCAUGGUUCAUCAGUCCAAUAAUGUCCGGAUUAAUAUCAAUGUCAUUAUAUUUAUUUAUACGUUGGUAUAUUAUUAAUCGUGAAGAACCAUUAAAAAAUGGUCUAAAAAUGUUACCAGUGUUUUAUGGUUUUACAAUAUUUAUUAAUAUUUUUUCAAUUGUUCAUAAUGGUCCAUUGUUUUUAAAAUAUAUUACCUGGUGGAUUGCCUUAAUAAUGGCAUGUGUUGUUGGUACUGUUGUUGGCCUUUUAGUUCGAAUAUGGAUUGUACCACGUUUACGUAAUAAAAUUCUAGAGAUUAAAGCUAAUCUUACACAUACGGCUAUUCAAAUAACACAUUUAGAUCAUCAUCAUCAUCAUAAUCAUCAAAAAAAUAAAGAAAAUCCUGUUGAUCUAUUGAAAUUAACGCCAAUUGUUUGUAAUAAUAUCGAUAAUGGUGAUAAUAUUUGUUCAACUAAUAUUGCUAUAAUCAAUAAUAGUAAUAAUAAUAAUAAUAAUAAUAAUUCGAAUCGUAAACAAUCAACAAUGGAUAUUGAAAUGUCGAAUGAAAAAAAUAAAGAUUUACAAUUGAUUGAUGUGGAUGAUGAUAAACCUGAAGUGGCAAAAAUUUUUACCUUUUUACAUAUUUUAACUGCUUGUUUUAGUUCAUUUGCACAUGGUGCUAAUGAUACCAGUAAUGCAAUCGGUCCAUUAGUUGCUGUAAUGAUGUUAUAUCAAACCGGUACACAAACCGAUGAAAGUCCAUGGUAUUUAUUAUUGUUCGGUGGUGUUGGUAUGUCUGUUGGUCUUUGGGUUUGGGGACGUCGUGUUAUACAAACAAUGGGUAAAGAUCUGACAAAAAUUACACCAAGCACUGGAUUUGUUGCUGAAAUUGGUGCAGCAAGUACUGUAUUGUUAGCAUCGAAAAUUGGUCUACCGGUUUCAACAACACAUUGUCAAGUUGGUUCAGUUGUUUUUGUUGGUAAAGCAAUGAAUAGCCAAAAAGGUGUUAAUUGGAAAUUAUUCAUUAAUAUUGCAAUAUCAUGGGCAUUAACCGUUCCAUUAAGUGCAUUAUUUUCGGCAGCCGCAAUGUGGUUAUUAAAAUUUGUAGUAUAAAAAUCAUCAAUCAAGAAGAUCAAAUUUUCAUUCAAUCAAUCAAUCAUUCGACGCAUCCUAUAUUAUAUUUUACAUCUGUUUUUUUCCUUUUUUUUUGGUUAUUUUAUACAAAACACACCACACACACCCCCAUCAUCAUCAUCAAAAUAUAAAUUAAAAUUAUGUGCAUUUUUUU
Messenger RNA from Dermatophagoides pteronyssinus (European house dust mite), 1892 nucleotides. It is a transcript of the gene NaPi-III, whose product is annotated as Na[+]-dependent inorganic phosphate cotransporter type III. Gene Ontology annotation, molecular function: phosphate transmembrane transporter activity. The record is from RefSeq and is a predicted model, not a curated record. Gene Ontology annotation, cellular component: membrane. NCBI's taxonomy places the organism in Eukaryota, Metazoa, Arthropoda, Arachnida, Sarcoptiformes, Pyroglyphidae. Gene Ontology annotation, biological process: phosphate ion transmembrane transport.